AUGAAGAAAAUUACAACUUCAACCACGAUUGGUGCAAAGCGGAAGCAGAACAGCAACAACCAAGAUAAUGAAGAUAUCACUGUCAAUGGUGAAGCGUACAUGCCGUCCUUCCAAUCUAACAAGAAUACAAAAAUGGGUACACCGCUAAUUGGUGUUUUCCAAAGUUCGCUAAGUACGCCUUUAAGUAUUCUUACAAAUGCUUCUUCUCCUGGACGAACGCCAAUACAGACUACGUCAACGCAAGUUUUUAGUAGCAGAAUGCCAUUUAGCAAUAUAACAAAUACAAAAUGCGGAACAGUUAAUGGGGAACGCGACAUACCAACUACAUCCAACUGUCAGAAUCGUUUCUUCGACUUAAAUCGAACACCAGAUUCGCAACUAGGACUUGAAAGUAAUUGUUGUAUUACAAAUGACAACAACAUGCAAAUUGUCGUGGUAGAGCCGGAGACUGAACCCAUCAAGCAUUGUCGAAAUUUGAUAUCAGAUUUUCAAGAAGUUGUUGAACAAUUGCAUGACAAUGUGCCCUCAAAAAAUGACUAUUAUUUUGAUUGUGGUGAUCCCGAGUAUGUUUGCGAGCAUUGUAAUGCAUUUUUUUGGUACAAUGAACGGGCAAGCAAUUCAAGGUCAUGUGACAGGCCUAAAUACUCCGCAUGUUGUGUGAAUGGUAAGAUAAAGUUGCCAUUGAUGACAACGCCUCCUCAAAAGUUGUUUGAUCUAUUCUUUACAUCAAGUGAUAAAAACAAAUGUUUUUUGAAGAAUAUAAGGUCCUAUAACAACAUGUUUUGCUUCACGUCAAUGGGUGGGAAAAUUGAUAGAACUAUUAACAACGGAACAUCGCCUCCUAUAUUCCGUAUAAAUGAUCAAAAUUUCCAUCGCAUUGGAAGUUUAUUGCCUGCACUUGGCACUCAACCUAAAUUUGCACAAUUAUACAUUCACGAUACAGAGAAUGAGAUACAAAAUCGCUCUAACUCUUUCAGGACGGAAAGCAACAGUUCUACAGUGCAUCUUGAUGUAGUUCAUGACAUUAAGCAAGACCUAGAUGAGCACAAUGUUUUGGUUAAGUCAUUCCGAAUGGCCAAGUCAUUUAUGGAAUCUAAUCCUACAAGUGAAAUUAGAAUGAGAUUAAUAGGGAAGAGGUCUAAAGAUGCCAAAACGUAUGCGCUACCAACUACUUCAGAGGUUGCCGCUCUCAUUGUUGGAGAUUUAGACCCUUGCAUGGGUGAACGUGAUAUUGUGGUCGAGUCUAGAUCUGGAAUGCUUAAACGAAUAGUGAAUUAA
This is a messenger RNA of Ipomoea nil (Japanese morning glory), 1278 nucleotides long. RefSeq lists its product as uncharacterized. The record is from RefSeq and is a predicted model, not a curated record. Lineage: Eukaryota; Viridiplantae; Streptophyta; Magnoliopsida; Solanales; Convolvulaceae. The coding region runs from base 1 to 1278 and encodes 425 amino acids. The transcript has 7 exons.